Molecule: messenger RNA, 581 nt
Organism: Cynara cardunculus var. scolymus (artichoke)
Lineage: Eukaryota; Viridiplantae; Streptophyta; Magnoliopsida; Asterales; Asteraceae
Product: 11-beta-hydroxysteroid dehydrogenase-like 3
Exons: 2
Coding region: 12-308 (98 amino acids)
Source: RefSeq, a predicted model, not a curated record
CCAUCUCACUCAUGUCUGCAUCAAGCAGUUCGUUGCGAGCAGAUCAGAGCAGCCAUGGAUUUUGUUCACAGUCUCCUCAAUUUCUUGCUCCAAUCGCAACCAUCGCUGCACUCUUCUUUCUCACAACGCCUUACAUUGUUCUCAAACUCUUAUGCCAUAUCGCUCGUUCCAUUUCUAAGGAAAACGUGGCCGGAAAAGUUGUACUGAUCGUCGGAGCAUCUUCAGGAAUAGGCGAGCAUAUCGCGUAUGAAUACGCCAGAAGAGGAGCAUGUUUAGUAUUGGCAGCUAGAAGAGAGGAGUCUCCGUGAAGUCGCCGACGCUGCUCUAUCACUCGGUGCACCGGAAGCCAUCGCAAUUCCGGCCGAUGUGAUGAUUGUAAGCGAUUAAUUAAUCAAACUAUCGAUCAUUCUGGACAAUGUAAGUAUCAUUUAUUAUCAUUUCAUCCCCUUUAAAAAAUUUAUGCCAUUUUUUCAAUACUUAAUAGUCGAUCGAGUAUCAUAAUUAACUACGCCUCUUCCACUUGGUCAAAUUAAAGUUGACAUUUACAUCAAAUAUCACAAUUGUAAUGGUAUUAAUGAGCC